Molecule: messenger RNA, 2323 nt
Organism: Rhopilema esculentum
Lineage: Eukaryota; Metazoa; Cnidaria; Scyphozoa; Rhizostomeae; Rhizostomatidae
Source: RefSeq, a predicted model, not a curated record
AAAACCCCACAUUUUUAUCCAACCUUUGUUUUAUCUUUUGGUUGCGAGAUCCCUCAUUUUAGCACACUUAAAAAGAACAAAUGGCCGGGGGUAAUGUAACAGGAAAUAAAGUUACAAAUCGAUGCAAUAUCAAGCUGAGUGCUUGUUAUACAAUUCAACUUGCUACGCGAGCAAAGAUAGUCUCAUCAAAGCCCAGACAGAGGUUUCAGUACAGAAACAGUUGAUAACAUGCAAAUGAAGCAUUUGAUUAAAAGUUGGAGAAAUCUUCUGACAUUCGUUGCUUUGAAUUUUCUAAAUGCUCACAUCACUUACAGUGUAAAAGGAUUCGUCCAAGAGGUUCACAUUGACUCCAAAUUUGAAUGCAAAGCGUCGCAUCGAUUGAGCAUGAAAGCUUCAAGUGAGAUCCAGUGCGUCCAAAGAUGUGCAAAAAAUGAAAAAUGCGAGCUAUUGAAUUACAAUUAUCAAUGGAAGGAGAAAGGAAUUGAAGAAAAUUGCGAGAUUUACAUGCUUUCAAGGUAUGACAGUUCUUGCAAAACAGCACCGAAUAUGAAGGGAUGGAAAGCUGCCAUCUUCAAGGACAAAGAAAGAUGUCGGCAUCACAAAUACAAUUAUUGUUUUCCUUGUUACUGCGGCCAAAAAAGUUGCACAAGUAAUGAAACAUCAUUUUGCAAGUGCACUGAAGAAAACCUGGCUCUCCCUGACAUAUUAAUUUCAUUUGAAAGCACACUGUCUGACCAAACAGUAGCAUACGACAGGGGUGCAGAUAGUAAAGGAAAUUCGAUUGCAAUACUGAGAAAUGCCAGUGUAGGACCAUCAGAAGGAAAGAUUGGCAAUGUUCUUCGUCUGGUUGGCAUCGACCCUGCAGCUAUUAUUGGAAAAUUUGGAGGUCACCCUUUAAACAAUCCCAACAAUGGAAUUUGUACAAUUUCAUUUUGGAUCAAACUUUUGAAUCCCACGGAAGGCAAACAGACUGUUUUUGUUUCUGGCAUGUCAGGCAGUAAUUCUGGAUUUCUUGUGGAGCUAAAAAACUACGGACGAACUAUCUACGCUGAAUUCAUCACCAACAAUCAGUACAAAAAUACGUCAUUAGCCAUAGGAAAUGUUUUGAAAAAUUGGACGCAUUUUGCAAUGGUAAAUCACGGAGGUCUCGAUGUGAGUUUGUACUUGAAUGGUAUUUUGUUGGUUAGUGAAGCCGCUACAGAACGGAUUCUUGUGCCAUUGACGAAUAAAAGUCACAGCGUAGGAUUUGGGGUUGAUGAGGAAGUUUAUCCCUUGAGUGGUGAGCACUACGCUGUACACAUAGAUGACUUUUGCUACUGGUCGAAGGCUUUGUCAGUCGCAGCAAUAAAGCACACAAUGGAUGGAGCUUUUGUAACCUGCUUGACGUAGUAACUGACAAUGUAAGAAGAUCUCCUUUUGCAACGGCUCUAUAAGAAGAUAGAUUGGAACGCAACGCAAGAUUACACUCAGAACUGAAUAAGAAACUCAGACUUCACAUAAAUGUAUUAAGAUAUAUCUAUGUAUUUAAUCUUACUGACCCUGAUUCAGUCUUAAUACGAGAAGACUGUUGUAAGAUAUUGUCUAAUGCUAUGUUAGGAUUACAGCUAUAUGUUGUGUUUUGCUUUCCCUGCAUGAUUUCUGUUUUAAAGUCAAUUGACUAUAAUUCUAUUAAACGUCUACUUAUAUGCUAAAAUCAAGAAGCAGUAUUCUCUUGUGUAUUUCUCUUUUGCGUAGAUAUGCCUUCAUUCUUCACAUAGGCUAACGAAAAGGUUUACUAAAAGACCACAAUAGACCAUUCUAGCAAAAAUAAGAGCGAUCACUCAAUAUAAAGAACAUAUUACAAGAAAGCCGCUUUCUUCUUUCAUAAGCGAUCAGUCAUCAGGAAAAUUUCAUUUUCAAAAUGUCAUGUCAAGAAAAGAUCACCCUUUCUUAAACAAAGUCGCCAAAAGCCAACAAGCUCCAGGCUCCUCUCGAUUCAAAUCAUUUUUCCUAAGUCGGUGGAAAUAUUUUGGGCAGUGUACUUCAUUUUGCAUACUUUAUUUUGCUUGGUAAACCGAUACACAGUAACAAACUUCUGUUGAUAAGGAAAGUUUGUCGCAAAACUUAGUUUCAAAUGACAUUGAAAUUUUGUAAAACUCAUCCUGAGAGAUCCUUGAUCAAGGAUGGUUAUCAGAAAGUUGUACUGUAAUUUGCUGCUUCUGUUUGCAUUUUCCAGAAUAUUCAGCAUAAUACUUAAUAAAUAAGUGGCAAACGGGACCAUUUGCUUACUUGUCAAUUCUUACGGCUUUCAGACGCGCCAUAUUCAAAUUCAAAUGAGCCUGCU